GUGUGUAAGUGAAUGGCCAGGCAGUGGAAAACCAGUUGGUUCGCUAACUACCGCCCAGGACGGUCGUGUUGUUGGUUCGUUCCCCGUCAAGUUGAUUUGUUUUAACUCUGCACAAUUUUUUGGUGAUUUCCAUUUUCUCUCUCUGCUCCUGUAACGGAAUACAGUGUCCAUCUCUCGGCGUGUGUCAUCCAUCAACAACAAAUUCUUCGUCUUGAAAUUAUUCAAAAGUUUCCCAAAAAAAAGUGAGCGCGAAUAUUUGAAAAGGCCAAAGAAAAUAAAACAACUGCAGUUGUUUGAAAAAGUGGUUUAGUGUUUUUGUUUGGUCGACGUUUGACAUCCAUCCGCAACCCUGGAGUCGCCGUCGCCACAUCAAAUCCGGCGGAAUUCGCCGGUGCCACAUCCGCCGCCGUCCAGCUCUGCAAACAGUUUCAUCGCCAGUCAUUUCAGCAGCAGCGGCGACUACAACAACACAAUGUCGUCGACGACGCCCAAUUCCGUCGGCGCCGGAGAUUGCGACCAGCAACAACAACAACAACAGCAAGAUCAGUCCAAUUCAUCCGGACAGCAGCAGCAGGCGGCAGCGGCGGCAGCGGCCGCCGCAUCCAAGAACGCCUUCCUGGAACUGCAACAGGCCCACCAGCACCUGGCCAGUCAGGCCGGCAUCGGUCCGCCACCUCCGCACAUGGGCGGAGGUGGCGGUGGCGGCGGAGGGGGGCCGUACGGCAUGAGCCGCAACCCUUACGGCCAGAUGCAACAGCAGCAUCCGUCGGCCAACAGUUUGAGCGUCAACCACCAGCUGGGCGGCUACCCCUUCUCCCACAUGACGUCACAAAACUCGUACGCGGCAGCGGCGGCCGCCGCCGCCGCCGGAUACCACCACCUCAGUCCUUAUCCGUCGCAAUGUCCAUCACCUCCCAGAGACGAUAAAGAUUCACUGGAAUCGGGAAUCCGGGUCAACGGAAAGGGCAAAAAGAUGCGCAAGCCGCGGACGAUUUACUCGUCGCUCCAACUGCAGCAGCUCAACCGCCGGUUCCAGCGGACCCAAUACCUGGCCCUGCCCGAACGGGCCGAAUUGGCCGCCUCCUUGGGACUCACACAAACUCAGGUGAAAAUUUGGUUCCAGAACCGGCGGAGUAAAUACAAGAAGAUGAUGAAAGCCGCUCAACAGGUCGGCGGAGGUGGCGGCGGAUUAAACGGAAACAAUUCCGCUUCGACGCCGCAAAUGUCGCCGUCCGAAUCAGAAGGAGGAUCUCCCAGUCCGGAAUGCGGAGAUGACGGAAGUCUGGGCGGUGGUGGUGGUUACUUACCGCUGGGCAUGGGCCAGCAGCAUCCGCACCAGCAACAGCAACAACAGCAACAGCAUCCGGGCGGAGGAGGAAUGAUGAACUACCACCAACAGCAACACCAGCAGUCGGCCGGUACGCCCGUCAGCGACUUGUCGCCACCUCCGCCAACGUUGCUGGGCCUGUCCGGCGGCGGCGGCGGUGGCGGAAGUCCUCCGCUUUCGUCGUCGACGGGCGGCUCCUGGAUGCACGACACCAAGCCGAGCCUCAUCCAAAUGGGCGACCCGGCGUCGGCUGCCGUCGGCCUGGCCGCCCACCACCACCACCACGUCCAUCACCAAAUCCACCACCAAAACAGUUUGCAGCAGCAAAUGGGAGCGGCGGCUGCGGCCGCAGCGGCCGCCGCCAAUUACGGAAUGCCCUACCCUUGGCAGUACGCCGCCACCAUGAACCAAGGUCUACUCACAUGAACUGAUUUUUCUUAAUUCAUUUAGACACAAAAAACAUAAAAAUUUUUAAAAAUUCAAUCGAGUUGAGAAAGAUUUUAAAAAAUUAAA
Molecule: messenger RNA, 1840 nt
Organism: Daphnia pulicaria
Lineage: Eukaryota; Metazoa; Arthropoda; Branchiopoda; Diplostraca; Daphniidae
Product: homeotic protein distal-less-like
Exons: 3
Coding region: 473-1753 (426 amino acids)
Biological process (GO): regulation of transcription by RNA polymerase II
Molecular function (GO): RNA polymerase II cis-regulatory region sequence-specific DNA binding; DNA-binding transcription factor activity, RNA polymerase II-specific
Source: RefSeq, a predicted model, not a curated record